Messenger RNA from Papilio polytes (common Mormon), 1689 nucleotides. It is a transcript of the gene mldr, whose product is annotated as mitochondrial ribonuclease P protein 3. The record is from RefSeq and is a predicted model, not a curated record. Gene Ontology annotation, cellular component: mitochondrial ribonuclease P complex; mitochondrion. The transcript is spliced from 5 exons. Gene Ontology annotation, molecular function: protein binding; ribonuclease P activity. Bases 97 to 1665 code for a protein of 522 amino acids. Gene Ontology annotation, biological process: mitochondrial tRNA 5'-end processing; tRNA 5'-leader removal. Lineage: Eukaryota; Metazoa; Arthropoda; Insecta; Lepidoptera; Papilionidae.
UUCAAUUAAAUUAUUAUUUUAACUGAAAGAAUAAAUAAUAUUCAAUUAAGUGGUACAAUAGGUAAAUUAGGGAUUAAAUAAUUUUAACUAUUUACAAUGCAUUUAAUGCACAGAAACUUAAAACUGUUGUCACAAUGCCUAUUACCAAACACAGCCUUAUAUUCAAUGCGAUGUUUUAUGACGAAGUCUUCUGGAACAGAUCAAAUGGAAUACUUAAAUUCAGCACUUGAAGGCAAAGUAAUAGAUUGGCCAGAAUUAAAAAGUAAAAUUCUUAAUAUACAAGGAAUCUUGAAUGAAAAGAAUGUGGACGCUGUAAUACUUAAAACAAUGGUUAGGAGCAGAAAAUUAGAUUUGGCAUUGUCAUAUUCUGAUUACUUAAAGAAUUCCAAAACAGUAUUGAGUAUAGGUGUUACCAAUGGUAUCCUUAACUUAUAUCAUCAAAAAGCAAGAAUGAACCCAUUGCUUGAAUCUGAAAGAGAAUUUAUUUUAAAAACUUAUGAAGAACUUUAUGAUAAGUACAAAGUUUUGGAUUAUACCACUGCAGAUUCACUUUUACAUGCAUUAUGUGCAAUUAAUGAAUGGAAAAAAGCUUUAAGAGUAUUGGAAGAUUUUAAAAUAAGUAGUACACCGAGUCAUUCAGCUUACAGUACCUUAAUAGGGACUCUGUUCAAAUGUAACAAAGACAAAGAAGCAUUAGAUAUAGUACGGAGGAGUUUAGCUGAUUUAAGACCAUUACAACAUUAUGCUUAUAAACAAUGGAUUGAAUAUUAUCAAAGAAAAUACAAAAGCAAAGGAACAAUUCUAAAGAAUUUAGAUAAAAUUUGUUCACAUAUAUCAGCAAAUUUUACAGUUAUUACAAAAGAGACAGCAGAUGAGAUAAAAAAUACAUAUGUUUCAUUAGGAUGGAAAGCUGAUUAUUCAAAAAUAAUACAUGAUAGUGGCCAGUGUACAUCAUGUGACACUUAUUUAAAUUGUCUGAAAAUAUCCGAUGAAGAGUUUAAAUUACUCCAAAAUGAUGUAAAGAAUAAACUCAUUGUUGGUUCAGAUUUAUUUCUUAAGACAUCACCGAAAGAAUUGAGUGCAUUUUUAAAGUUUGUUGAAUCAACUGCACCAUAUGAUAUUGUUUUAGAUGCUUUGAACAUUGCUUAUGCUGUACGCAGAGGCUCCCAUGCACAGAAAAUGUCUUUGUUGAAAACCGUUGUUGAUCAUUUUGAUAGAAAAAACAAGAGAAUAUUAUUAUUGGGUCGUAAGCAUAUGUUAACAUGGCACAGAAAGACUCUAGAAUAUUUGACGCGUAGAACAUGUAGCUUCUUUACUGAGGAUAUCUCACAAGAUGAUCCUUUCUUCUUAACUGCGGCUAUUUUAAGUGGACCACAUACAGACAUUGUGUCCAAAGACUUAUUGCGCGGACAUAGAUUUAUAUUGAAAGAUGAACAGCUAAAGCAAAUAUUUCAAAGAUGGCAAUGGCAGCAUCAGUGGAAAGUCUUUACAAAUAGAAAUACUGUUGUACAGCCACCACUACAAUAUACACCUUGCGCACAGAAAAACAAAGAUGGCUGGCAUUUGCCUUAUGAAAAAAUUAAUACUGAAGAUAAAGGCUACCUUCACGAUGGAAUCCCAGAUUAUGAUAGCUGGCUUUGUUUAAAAUCAAAAUUAGUUAGAUAAUUGUGCAAAUAAAUGUAUUAUUAU